Messenger RNA from Etheostoma cragini (Arkansas darter), 570 nucleotides. It is a transcript of the gene tmem130, whose product is annotated as transmembrane protein 130. The record is from RefSeq and is a predicted model, not a curated record. The transcript is spliced from 5 exons. NCBI's taxonomy places the organism in Eukaryota, Metazoa, Chordata, Actinopteri, Perciformes, Percidae.
AUGUGGAUGCUCCUUCCCCUGAUCACCUUGGGUUUGGCAGAGACCACAGACCCUUUGACAGAUUUUGAAAGCAUAGCUGGGAAGUUGGUUUUCUAGCAGAUGGACGGAAACGCCACCAAUGUGAGGGACACGGGAGAACUGGCUUCAGGUGUUCCCACUGAGACCAUGUUUGAACUCUUCGAUCCCCAAAAGAAUUUCAGCACAGCAAAGUUCACCUAUACAUGGGACUUAGGGAACGGAGAGGUGAUCAAGGGGGCUGAGCCGGUGGCUCGCUAUCAUUACUCAGAAUCAGGAAACUAAACUCUGCGGCUGAAAGUAGGAGUGCCCAAAUAUGCACCUCUAAGUACUGACGUCUACUCCACGGAUGUCCAAGUGCUUGAUGCCAUUAAACACAUCGAGCUGAAUGGGCUUCCGAUUAUAAGGUGUCUCAGAACACCAGUUUGGCUUUUCAUGUUGAUGGAAGUCCUCCCAUACAGGUGUGCUGGCGUUUCCUGCCCAACUGUGUGCCGGACAUGAUUGGGGGCUGCACGCUGACAGUGCUGUAUGAAAACACCCUGCGACUGAACCACA